Thunnus maccoyii (southern bluefin tuna) is the source of this 2106-nucleotide messenger RNA. Its product is annotated as ankyrin repeat and SOCS box protein 2-like. The record is from RefSeq and is a predicted model, not a curated record. Gene Ontology annotation, biological process: intracellular signal transduction. Lineage: Eukaryota; Metazoa; Chordata; Actinopteri; Scombriformes; Scombridae. The transcript is spliced from 8 exons. Bases 458 to 2050 code for a protein of 530 amino acids. Gene Ontology annotation, molecular function: protein binding. Gene Ontology annotation, cellular component: nucleus; cytoplasm.
GACGUUUGACUCCUUAGAGGGUCUUUUUGUACAAACAAACACUGAACAAGAUUUUUUAGGCACCCAAAAUUUUACGAUUAACUGUCAUGAAUUGAAAACACAACGUAAUCAACAUUGUCGCUGUGGUAGCGACUUAUCAAUCAUACAAGCCACACCCUAAAGCAUACGCUGCUUUAUCAUCUAUUUUACUCUAAAUGGGGCAAUAAUUUACAAAAUGAACAUCAUGCUGUACUGAAGAAGACUUGAUACUAGCGAUUGAGACCAUGAACUCAUUAGGAAAGUGUUUAUUGAGGCGAUAAAUCAAGUGAGCAACAGGGUCAUUUUCUCAUAGACUUCCGCACAAUUGGACCUGUUCUUGCAGCCAGUGGAGUCGCCGCCUGCUGGCCGUUAGAGAGAAUGCAGGUUUAAGUGUUUUUCUGUUGGUCUCAGAGAGUUUAGUCCUCUGCAGUCUGUGAUUAUGAACGGAGAUGUAGAAGCUUUGCUGGAUUUGGUCAGACAGAAGUCGAGCAGUCUGAUGGAGCCGAACAAUGAAGGUUGGAUCGCUCUUCAUGAAGCUGCUUAUUACGGCCAGUUGCCGUGUGUCCGGAUCCUCAUCAGAGCUCAUCCCGACUCGGUGAACGCGUGUAGUUUGAGGAAUCAGACCGCUCUGCUGCUGGCCGCCGGGCGAGGACACGCUUCAUGUGUCGAAUAUCUUCUGAAACAUGGAGCCAACAUCAACAUUGCCAACAAGGACAGAGAGACUCCGCUGUUCACAGCAUGCGAGCAGUCGAGUGAAGCUGUGGUGGAGCUGCUGCUGAAGUUUGGAGCUCAGGUGAAUCGCUGUAGCAGUCAGGGAGGAAGUCCCCUUCAUGAAACCUGCAGACAUGGACAACUGCAGCUCUGCAGGAUGUUAGUGAAGGCCGGAGCCAAACUGCAAACCAGAGACAUCUUUGGCAUCCAACCAAUUUUUACUGCCUCACAGCAUGGACAUGCUGACAUCAUCGACUUCCUCGUCAAGAAAGGUGCAGAUAUAAAUGCAGCAGCUAAAGACGGAGCGUCUCCGCUGUUUGAAGCCAGUAAGAAUGGUCACAUCUCUGCUGUGGAGAUGCUGUUGUCUCUGAAGGCCGACGCUAACAGAUCGACAAGGUCCGGCCUGCUGCCUCUCCACGUGGCUGUUCAGAACCAUCACACACGGAUCGUGACGAUGCUGAUGGCAGUGACCAGCAGGGUCAGCAUUCAGCACAGCGGCAUCAAUCCUCUGCACAUCGCUGCAGAAAAGGACAGGGACAACAUCUUGGAGCUGCUGAUUGAGGCGGGAUUCGAUGUCAAUGCCAAGCUGUCGCUGGAACGCUCCAGCAUGUACGAGGACCGGCGCAGCACGCCGCUCUACUUCUCUGUCUACAAUGGGAACCUGGAAGCCGCCAAGAUGCUACUGGAGGCUGGAGCUGACGCCAACCUGGAGGUUUUUAACCCGCUGCUCAUCGCUGUGCGGCUUGGCUGGACGGAGAUGGCAGCGCUGCUGCUGAGGUAUGGCGCUGAUGUCAAUGCUCAGAUCUCCACCCAGCCGUCCUCGUUCCCAUCAGCCAUCCUGCUCAACAUGGAGUCUCUCUCCAUGCUCAAACUGCUGCUGGACAACGGCUGUGAUGCCCAGCUUUGCUUCGUCUGUCCCUAUGGACAGAAGCCACAUCCUGCCAUCUCACUGGCACGCCAUCCCAUCGAGGAACUGCUGGUCAGCGGGGAUGCACCGCCACAGCACCCCAUUCAGUUCUGUGAGGCCGUCUCCAGGCCGUCUUUCUUUCGUGUCUCUGGUCCAAUCAUCUCGCUGCUGCUGGACUAUGUUGGACACAUCCGUCUCUGCUCUCGGCUGCUGGAGGUUCUGGAGAGUCGCAGCGACUGGGCGCCAAUCAAACUGAAAGCUGCUCCUCCUCAUCCUCUGAUGCAGCUCUGCAGGCUGAAGAUCAGACGACUGCUCGGCGUCCGACGCCUCCGACUGCUGCAUACGCUGCCACUUCCUGUCCAACUCAUCCGCUUCCUGCUCUACGACGUCCGCUGCUCACCUGGACUCACCUGAACUCACCUGGACUCACCUGAACUCACCUGGACUCACCUGGACUCACCUGAACUCAC